Molecule: messenger RNA, 510 nt
Organism: Endocarpon pusillum Z07020
Lineage: Eukaryota; Fungi; Ascomycota; Eurotiomycetes; Verrucariales; Verrucariaceae
Exons: 2
Coding region: 1-510 (169 amino acids)
Source: RefSeq, a predicted model, not a curated record
AUGUCUUCCAACGACAACCCAAGCACCCUGAAAUCCUAUGUGGACAGCGCUGCCGGCGCCGUCCAAUCUGGCAUCGCCUCCUUGACCGGCAACACCAGCGACAAAGCCCAAGCCGAACAAACGCGCGCCCACGCCUCCGCCGAACACGCGGCGUCGGAAUCGGCGGUGAAAGUGGGGCCGUUGACGCUGGGGUCCUCGGGCGACCGCAGCCGGGGCGCCUGGGACCAGACCGUCGGCUCCGGCAAGGAGACGGUGGGCAACCUCGUCGGCAGCGAGGGCCUGAAACGCGAGGGCCGGGAGCAGAAUCUCCAGGGCCAGGGGCAGGAGGCCAAGGGCCAGCUGGCGGAUUUCGGACAGGGGGUCGGGGAUCGCGUGGCCGGCACGAUGGGCGGGGCGGUGGCGGCGCUGGUGGGCGAUCGCGACGAGCAGAGGAGGUGGCAGGAGAGGCAUGAUGAGGGGAAGACGAGGCAGAGGGGCGCCGAGGUGGAUAUGGAUAAGGCGGCUUCUUGA